This is a messenger RNA of Condylostylus longicornis, 1283 nucleotides long. RefSeq lists its product as uncharacterized. The record is from RefSeq and is a predicted model, not a curated record. The transcript is spliced from 2 exons. The coding region runs from base 153 to 1283 and encodes 376 amino acids. NCBI's taxonomy places the organism in Eukaryota, Metazoa, Arthropoda, Insecta, Diptera, Dolichopodidae.
UAAGGGCAAUAAAAAUUUGCAAGAAACAAGAGAGAAAAAAUAAUCCAGUUUAAAUUAUACCAUGUGUUUAUUAUUUCAGAAUGAUUUUAUACCUUACUGAGACAGCGAAACGUAAACAGUAACUGUUAAGUAAAUAACGUACGAGUGAUAUUAUGGAUUAUAAUAAUGAGUGUAUCACUAGGAAUAAAAUCCAAAAUCAAUAUCAUCAAACGAAAGGUUCCAAUUACUUAGAGAAUCAGUUGCAAAAUAAAGAAUUUUUAAAUUCUUUUGACAAGCAAUUUUCAUUUUAUGAACGUUUAUUAAGCAGCAAAGUUAAAAAGAAUAAAUGCUAUAAAAAAACAAUAGGAGAAGAUUCUUUAUUACAAAAAAUAUUUAAUACGAAUUUAAAUAAAAACAAUGUACACGUAAAAUACACUAUCAAAUUGAAUAAUAUAAAAGAUCCUUGUGAAAAAAGAAUAAUUGUUGGCGAUGAUAUGAAAAAAUUAAUUGAAUUUCAAAAACCUUUUGUAAAAAACAAUAGUAAAUCUAAUGUUGACUUUGAAUAUAUAGGUAGAACUUCAACACCCCGUAAAGGAAAACUUUUUGAAUCCGGCAUUUUUGAAGACAUAUUUUUUACUAAGCCAAAUUUGAUAGAUUAUGAAAAUAAUAUUGAACCUCAAAAUCAGAAUGUUAACAAAAGUAUUAAUAAAAUAAACCAAGCUCAGGAAUUUAUAGAUUCUACGUCUACAACAGCAAAUUCAAAUCGAAAUAUUCUACAAUAUUCCACAGGAACGAAAAAUUUAAAUUUUUUAAAUCAAUCGGAUGAUAAAAAUCAUAAUCAAUCUAAGGGAAUGCAAAUGAAAAAUAAUAUGAUUACAAAAGUGACAUGCAAAUCAACUAAUUUGAAUAAUAAAAGUCUUAGGAAAUACAUUAUUGAACAAUCUAAAAUACCAUGCAGUCCAGUUGAAUUUCCAACCGUUUUGAAAAAUUUAGAAAAAAACCGGAAUUUAUCCAGUAACUUAACAAAGAAAAAUAAUUUUAAUAGUGCUGAAUGGUCUGUAAAAGAUAAAAUUUCUUUUUUCAACAAACUUGGCAAAACCGAUCAAUAUUCAAAAAUAAAAGAAAUGUUUUCUGCUCCUCAAAUGGAAAUCAAGAAAUCAUCAUUUUUUAAUGAAAAUAAUAAUCGUAAUUUAAAAUCAUUCAAUUCAAAAAAUGAUAUUCCAACCAAUAACAUGGAAACAAAAAAUGAUUUUUCAAUUAAAACUAAAAUUGCUGCAUUCGAAUCACUUUGUAAGAGAAAUUAA